Molecule: messenger RNA, 1192 nt
Organism: Aedes aegypti (yellow fever mosquito)
Lineage: Eukaryota; Metazoa; Arthropoda; Insecta; Diptera; Culicidae
Exons: 3
Coding region: 455-886 (143 amino acids)
Source: RefSeq, a predicted model, not a curated record
AUUUGAAUUCGUUAAUCAUUAUUGCUCUGCAAAGUGGCUUAUUGUAAUUUACUGAUUCCUAGUAACAUACUAUUUAUGAAUAUAUCGGUCAAUCAUCUAAAUUUCUAGUUCAAAUAAUAUCCAUAUCUUCCAGCACCUUUUGCAUUCAGGUGAUAUAAUGUGCGUACAGCUGGCCAGGGCCCUUUCACACCACUUCACAUUUACCCCUACUGACUUUCUUCAACUAAGUCAGUAGUCUGAAUUAACCACCUCUCGUUAAAAAAUAGUACCUAGUAAGUGUUCGUGGGAAGCAUACACUCAAGUCCCCGAAGCAGAUUAAUAUGCACAUUUGUUUGAUUUGAGUCAGUCCAGUGCGAACGAUUAAUCUAUUAGCAACUCAACUCUAUCGCGAGGCCAGUACGUAGUUAAUUGUGUUGAGUUCCUUUCAUCAUUGUGCUGAAAAUUACAGCUGAUAAUGAACAGUUUAACUACGCAAAUUGUGUUAGUGGUUUUGGUUUUUGGAGUUUUGACCGUUUAUGGUCAAACCGAUUCCAAACCUUACACACCAUCCAAUGGAACAGCUUUCGAAGAAGUGCUUGUCGAGACAUCGCUCUAUGUAAAAAGGCCAAGCAAGUUGCUACGACGUCAACAGCUGAGAGCACAAGAGAAAGGUGACUCCAGAGUGAAACGCGACAUCAGCCAUUCGACUGAUCACGCGAAUUCGUAUCUGAAAUCAAAUGCCCUGAACCCCGCUGCCGGACACCAGAAACAAACCAAAGACAACUUCAUCCAAUCAUUUUUUGAUAAAGGCUUCAAUAAUGGCGCUUCAAAAGCAGAGCAACGUGCUUUCUACAAACAAAAACCGGUUGUAGCAGCGAAGAAGUCGACCGGUAAUCAACUUGUAUGAGCCUUGAACGCCUUGUGCUCCGGACGUGUCACUUCAAACGAAAUGCAAAUUUUCCUUCAAACACUGGAAGCCGCAGUCCGUUAAUUCGUUGUUAGUUUUUACAUACUGUUUUUCUUCUUAUCUUUACAUAUAACUAAUCGUUCAGACCGCGGUUAUAUGACUCAAAUGAGCUCAACACUAAUAAAACACUUAGAAAGAAGAGUAUUGCGUGACUUUCAAAGCUAACAAACGGUUCAAGUAUCCAUGUUCCUAAAUCCUGCUAAUUUAUGAUUUCCAAGUAUACGUAAAAAAUAUUCCGACAGUCAA